AUGGAAAAGCAAAAGAAUUUUAAACUGUUUAUACCUCCAAGAUACUGCGGCAGCCAGGUGUCGGCGGUGAAGCCCCAGACCUUGGGGGGAGACUUCAAUUUCUUCAAGAGUUUCAGCAAAUGUUUUGAAGAAGAUUUUGACUUUCCAUUUGCAAAGACUAAUCUCUCCAAAAAUGCGGAAAGCAUUGAUGCAGAUCCUGCUUUACAAAAAAUUAACUUUUUGCCCAGGCUUGAGCAGUUUGGUAAUUCUGACAGUUGUCACUAUCAGGAAGGACUCAAAGACUCUGAUUUUGAGAAUUCAGAGCCAAUAAGCAGACUAUAUUCAAAACUAUAUAAGGAGGCUGAAAAGAUCAAAAAGUGGAAAGUGAGUAUAGAAUCUGAACUGAAGCAGAAAGAAAAUAAGUUGCAAGAAAAUAGAAAGAUAAUUGAAGCACAGCGAAAAGCCAUUCAGGAACUACAGUUUGGAAAUGAAAAAGUAAGUUUGAAAUUAGAAGAAGGAAUUCAAGAAAAUAAAGAUUUAAUAAAAGAGAAUAAUGCUACAAGGCAUUUAUGUAAUCUACUCAAAGAAACCUGUGCUAGAUCUGCAGAAAAGACGAAGAAAUAUGAAUAUGAACGGGAAGAGACCAGACAAGUUUAUGUGGACUUAAAUCAGAACAUUGAGAAAAUGGUAACAGCUUUUGAGGAACUUCGUGUGCAAGCUGAGAAUUCCAGGCUGGAAAUGCAUUUUAAGUUAAAGGAAGAUUAUGAAAAAAUCCAACACCUUGAAGAUGAAUAUAAGAAGGAAAUAAAUGACAAGGAAAAGCAGGUAUCACUACUGUUGAGCCAAAGCGCUGAGAAAGAUAAUAAAAUGAAAGAGUUAACAUUUCUGCUGGAGGAAUGCAGAGAUAAAGUUUCUCAAUUAGAGGAAAAGACAAAAUUGCAGAAUGAAAACUUGAAAGAAUCAAAUGAGAAACAGGAUCGUUUGACUUCAGAACUGGAAGAUACUAAAGUGUCUUUGCGAAGAAAUGUGAGUACUCAAAAGGCUUUAGAGGAAGAUUUACAGAUAGCAACAAAAGCAAUUUAUCAGCUCACAGGAGAAAAAGAAGGUCAAAUGGAAGCAUUUAAUAAAGCUAAAGCUGCUCAUUCAUUGACGGUUACUGAACUUAAAACUACUAUCUGCAACUUGAAAGAAUUAUUGGAAACAGAACAGCAAAGAUUGGAGAAAAACGAAGAUCAAGUGAAAAUUCUUACCAUGGAGCUUCAAAAGAAAUCAAGUGAACUGGAUGAAAUGACUAAGUUUAAAAAUAACAAAGAAGUAGAACUUGAAGAAUUGAAAAAAACCUUGGCUGAAAACCAAAGGCUUUUAGAUGAGAAUAAACAAUUUGAGAAGAUUGCUGAAGAGUUAAAAGGAACAGAACAGGAAUUAAUUGGUCUUCUGCAAACCAGAGAGAAAGAAGUACAUGAUUUGGAAAUACAAUUAACUGCCACUGUGACAAGUGAACAGCAUUAUUCAAAACAGGCUAAAAAUCUGAAAACUGAGCUAGAAAAUGAGAAGCUUAAGAAUACUGAAUUAACUGCAAGUUGCAACAAGCUUUCACUUGAAAAUAAAGAACUAGCGCAAGAAACAAGUGAUAUGUCCUUAGAACUGAAGAAACAGCAAGAAGAUAUUAAUAAUAGAAAAAAGCAAGAAGAGAGGACAUUGAAACAAAUAGCAAAUCUGGAAGAAACAGAAACACAAUUAAGAAAUGAAUUGGAAUCUGUAAGAGAAGAGCUAAAACAGAAAGGAGAUGAAAUUAAAUGUAAAUUGGAUAAAAGUGAAGAAAAUUGUAACAAUUUAAGGAAACAAGUUGAAAAUAAAAACAAGUGUAUUGAAGAACUUCAGCAGGAGAAUAAGGCCUUGAAGAAGAAAAGUACAGCAGAAAGCAAGCAACUUAAUGUUUACGAAAUAAAGGUCAGUAAAUUAGAAUUAGAACUAGAAAGUGCCCAACAAAAUUUUGAAGAAAUGACUGAGAACUAUCAAAAAGAAAUUAAGGACAAAAAAAUAUCAGAAGAAAAUCUUUUGGGAGAGGUUGAGAAAGCAAAAGUAAUAGCUGAUGAAGCAGUAAAAUUACAGAAAGAAAUUGAUAUACGAUGCCAACAUAAAAUAGCUGAAAUGGUAGCACUUAUGGAAAAACAUAAGCACCAGUAUGAUAAGAUUGUUGAAGAAAGAGAUUCAGAAUUAGGAUUUUAUAAGAACAAAGAACAAGAACAGUCAGCAGUGAAAGCGUCUUUGGAACUUGAACUAGCUAAUAUUGAAAAUGAACUUUUGUCUGUUAAGAAGCAACUUGAAAUAGAAAGAGAGGAAAAAGAAAAACUCAAAACAGCGGCAGAAGAAAACAUACUUAGUCUUAAAGAAAAAAAAGACAAGAAAACACAGACGUCUUUGUUGGAAACACCUGAAACUAGUUAUCAGAAAUUUGAUUCUAAAGCAGCUUCUUCACAAAAUUUAUCUCAAAAUUUCACAACAGCUGAUCAUGGCAAAUCCAAAGAUAAAAGAGACUAUCUAUGGACAUAUGCCAAAAGUUCUUUAUCUACACCAGUACCAAAGGCAUUUACAGUGAAGACACCAACAAAAAUGAAAAUACAGCAAAGAGAAAACAAGAAUGUACCCAUCGAAGAAAGUACUAGAAAGAGAAAAAUGGUCUUUGAAUUUGAUAUUAAUUCAGAUAGCUCAGAAACAACUGAUCUUUUGAGCAUGGUUUCAGAGGAAGAGACAUUGAAAAAAGUAUACAAGAACAGUAAUCCGUCAACUAAUCAUUUUUAUGACAGAACACCAAAAAUGACUUCUCCAUGUCUAACAGCCUCUGGAUCUUCAAUGAAGGUUGGAAGUGUGAAAAAAAUUCAGGAGGACCGUUGGGCUAUAAUCGCUAAAAUGGAUAGGAAAAAAAAAGUAAAAGAAGCAGAAAAGCUGUUUGUUUAA
Messenger RNA from Nycticebus coucang (slow loris), 2937 nucleotides. It is a transcript of the gene SYCP1, whose product is annotated as synaptonemal complex protein 1. Gene Ontology annotation, molecular function: double-stranded DNA binding. The coding region runs from base 1 to 2937 and encodes 978 amino acids. The transcript is spliced from 31 exons. Gene Ontology annotation, cellular component: male germ cell nucleus; transverse filament; central element. The record is from RefSeq and is a predicted model, not a curated record. NCBI's taxonomy places the organism in Eukaryota, Metazoa, Chordata, Mammalia, Primates, Lorisidae. Gene Ontology annotation, biological process: chiasma assembly; meiotic DNA repair synthesis; lateral element assembly.